Molecule: messenger RNA, 4878 nt
Organism: Fusarium vanettenii 77-13-4
Lineage: Eukaryota; Fungi; Ascomycota; Sordariomycetes; Hypocreales; Nectriaceae
Exons: 6
Coding region: 1-4794 (1597 amino acids)
Source: RefSeq, a predicted model, not a curated record
AUGACGACGCAACUCUUAGCCACGGAGCUGGCGAAUCUCAUUCAGGAGAGCAAGAGGAAACACAAUGACUUGCGACAAGCCGCAGAGAAAUCUCUUGAAGAGUUGAGAAAUUUAAGAAAUCCUUCGGAACAGACGGCUCCUGAAGAGCUAUCCCAAAAGGUCAACUUUGUCAACCCAUUCAUCAUCGCAUGCGGAACCAAGAAUGCCAAGUUCACCGCCAUCGCAAUUGUGUGUCUGCAACGCCUCAUCGUUGCCCAGGCUCUUCCUCGGUCCAAGUUGAACCAGGUGCUAGAGGCUUUGAUGCAGGCCACCUCGGCUGGCUUGGAUGUGCAGCUCAAAAUCUUGCAGGCACUACCUUCUCUGGUCCAAAACUAUGCUUCGGACCUCAAGGGGAACUUGCUGAUGACGGCUCUUAACAUUUGCUUCACCCUCCAGAGCAGCAAGAAUGCCAUUGUGAAUCACACUUCAGCGGCAACGCUUCAACAACUGGUUGUAUCAGUGUUUGACAAGGUUGUUGCCGAGGAUAUUGGCGAUGUUCCGACAGGCGACCCAGAAGAGACUCGUCCUGCAGCGCUUGACGCUUAUCGGAUAUUUAAUGAUCUAUGUCUCAUGACAGAAAAUCAACGCCCGGAAUUCAUUCGAGUCACAGGACUUCCACAGACAUUCGGCCUGGAGCUCAUCGAGUCCGUCAUUACCAACCAUGCAAGCGUUUUCAGCAACCAUCCCGAGCAGGCUCAGAUCCUGCGGGUCAGGGUCAUGCCUCUUAUCAUGAGUGCUCUGAAGGGGAAGCCAAACUUUGCAACCACCGUACGACUCGUGCGUAUCCUCUACACGAUGAUCCGCAGACACAUCAGUAUCCUACCAUCGGAAUGUGGUGAAUCACUUAUGAUUUUGACACAACUCCUCGAUCAAGAUGAUUCUAUAUGGAAGAGGGCCUUGUGCAUGGAGGUUUUUCGAGGAAUAUUUGCUGAACAUGCCCUUCUUCGACGCAUAUUUGCCAUGUUUGACGCCAAAGAAGGAGAAAAGGAUGUUCUCAAGCCCUUGAUAGCCACGUUCGUACGAUUGAGCACCGAGAAGCCUGCGGUGAUUGGUCUUGGACACCAAUCGACACUACCGGUAGCCAAUUUGAACCCGAAUUCCUCCUCCGAUCAAGCCAUCAUCGAGGCGAGUGGCAUGCUUAUGGCUGGUCCCGUUGGAUCCGAGACUACAACCACUGGUAUCAGCACGCAGUGGAGCUCUGUUCGAGUUCCAUGCAUUGACCAACUCGACAAGACGGAAGCUCCGACUAUCCCAGAAUCAUAUGUCUACAGCUUGGUUUUGGCUUGCAUCUCAUCUGUCUCUGACGGGCUUGCAAAGUUUAUCCUUCCCCUCACAGUCCCUAGUGACACUCGGAGUCGGAAGAAGACUUCAAAGCAAGAGACAGGCCGUGACUCUCCUGCACCAGAAGACAAUUCAGCCAAGGGGAGGUUAGAGAGGUCAGCGUCUUUCAAGAGAAACCCAGUCCCUCUAAACCCCCUAUCCUUGGAGGAGCAUCCCCUGUUUUCAGAGGUCAAGAUUUGCGCCACCAUCGUCGAAGAGUGCUGGCCUGCAAUUCUUGCAACCUGCUCUACAUUCUUGUAUGCUGCUCUUGACUCUGAGUACUACCAUGGCCUGGUACGAGCCUUUCAGCGCUUUGCUCACGUCGCUGGCCUCCUGCAACUCCCUACUCCUCGAGAUGCCUUCCUUACGACUCUAGGGAAAGCAGCCGUGCCACCCAACGUUCUUACAGCCUGCGUCAAUGCCGGCCAAGCUCGCCCCCAGACCCCAAGCACGCCUACGGAUACAUCGAGUCUCUUUAGCAAUGCUCGAGGGCUGUUAAGCGUCGACAGCCUGACCCCUGCUACACCCACUUCCGAGAAGCGGCAUGCAUCUUUCGAUGCUUCUGUGGCGUCGCUCAAUACUCGAAACUUGCUGUGUCUACGGGCACUUCUAAACCUGGGCAUUGCACUAGGCCCAACCCUAGGAGGGGCAUGGAGCAUAAUCCUUGAGACGCUUCAGCAAGCUGACUUUGUCUUAUUCGUGAGCGGAAAGACUCCAGGCAGGACUCCGACUAUGAGCCGGGGACCUGAUCAAGGGGGUGAGAGCGAGGCUGCUACCCUCAUGGCCAACUUUGGAUCCGAGGUUCGUGCCGUCGAGACAGCUGCGUCGAGACUGAUUGAGAGUACUGUUGACUUUCCUAAUGAGUCGUUCUUGGAGGUGGUAGCAGCCAUCUGCAAUCUAUUGAUGCAGAGGCCUGUUGAACCACCCGAAGCCAAGCAGCCCCAAUCUGAUGGGCAGCUCAAGACCCCAACCACACAGCCUCGGCGAUUUUCGGGGCAGUUGAGCUCUGGUUCGACACAAGAGGAUCAAUUUGCACUUGCCAAGCUUGGAGAGAUUGCCACCAUCAACAUCGAAAGACUAUUGGAAUACAGUCCAGAAGAGUCAGGCUGGGAUGUCUUGACUGAAGAGCUCAUCGAAACACUGACCUCUGUUACCACGAAUUCAUCUGUUCGGACCAGAGCAGCAGAUAUACUUGUGAAGCUGGUUCUGGAGGCUGCUAGUGUCACGUCUUCGUUCCCAGAAGAAAUCCGUGGUGACAUCCAGCUCCGGUUUUUCGAGGCUCUGCGGAAAUCGCUGGCGCCCCUGCUCAAAGGAGACCGGGAGGUUUCUGUUGCCAGCCACUCCACUGAUAUCGACAUUCACAAGAUCAUCCUCGAAGGCCUCAAGAGCAUUAUUGAAGGUUCUGGAGAGAGUCUCGUCAAGGGAUGGGACAUUGCUUUCGAAAUCAUUGGCACCAUCUUUAUAUCAAAAGAGUUUGAUCCUGCCGACCGUCGGGGCUCGCUCGCCAACCCGAUUCUGCUUGAUACCCGAUCAGCAAAGCUCAUUCGAUCUUCUUUCAACUCACUUCAACUCAUUUGCUCCGACUUUUUGGCGUCGUUGCCAAACUCUUGCUUCUUGAUCUUGGUUGAUACCCUCUACAAAUUCUGUUCGCAGGACGAUGAUCUCAACAUUGCCUUGACUGUAAGCUUAUCUCGUCGGUUUUUGACCAAGCUAACACUCUACAGACGGUCACGUUCUUCUGGUGACCGAACCGAAUGGACCGAGACGGCGGUCGUGGUUCUCAACGGUAUCUCGAGUCUUUUGGCCAAUUACCUCGACAUUCUUACCGUCCAUCCUUCAUUCAAUCACCUUUGGCGAGAACUUCUCACCCACUUCACGACACUCCUCGACUUUCAAGUCUUGGAUAUUAAUACUGCAACGUUCAAGGCGUUGGCCCACGUCUUGUCCCAGACAAGCAAUGACGGCAAGUCAGUGUUCAACAAGACUACCGUCGACUUUGCGUGGGAUCUGUGGGCAAGAGGAGUUCCAACCUCAAAGCCUGCCAAAGGCAAGACUGAGGAUAACCAGAACUGCCUUAUUGCCUACGUUUCUGCCUUGUCAGAGAUUUAUCGGCUGAUUCAAGAUGAUCUCACUGUGGACAGAGUUGCAAGAAUACUGAGUCUGCUGAGAGCAACCUUGGACGAGGCUUCUGUUGGUAGUUAUGUCCAGGAUAUCGAGUAUGUGACACCUUUACAGGCACAUAUUGUCGAAGCGGUUCAGACGAUCCGGACAGACAUUGAUGGAGUCCCAUCUGCUAUGAUUACUCAGGUUGCAGACUUUGUUGUCCUGCCAUUCCAAGCCAGUUCGUCCAAGCCAGGCCCCAAACGCACUUACAUUGCGCUCUCAAAGGCGAGCAUGAAGACGCUGGAGAACCUCAUCCUCAACCACUCGGCAGAUCCCGACAUCUACCGCAGCGGUGCAUUUUACGAGGCACUGAAGGCUUUGUGUAAUCCGAUUGCACUCAAGUAUGGCUUCUCGACCAUCACCAAAUCUACUCAGCCAUGGAGACUGGCCACCUCUACAGCCCUUGUCAUUCUAGAGGCAACGUUAUCCCAGAUAAUAGCCCUUGAGAUCAAGCGAGGAGUGGUGCAAGACAUUUGGACCACGAUCGUCGCUAUCGCUGAUGGAAUCUUGAGCGCAGAUUGCAAGAGUGCUGCUUCUGGAACCGACUUUGCGGCUGAUGAGACUUUCGACAUUGCUUCUUUCCACAAGCUAAGAGAACUCAUCAUUCCAGCACUUGGUGCUGAAGUUGUUUCUGAAAAGGCUCGCAAGUCUUAUGCUGAGAGUCUUUUCAGAACAUCCAUUAUCCACGCCCCUUCACCAGCUGAGGAGUCAAUCAUCAACGGCAGCCAUGAGAAGGGCCUAGCAGCUCUGUAUACUUCGCGUGCAGGACGGACAGUAGCAAUCCCGCCCACAAAACGCACAAGCAUGGCGUAUGUUGCUUGUGACGAGUUGUUUGCAUUGAUAUCCGCCAAGGAGGAGCCGGCAAUCGUCAUUCAGCCACCGACACCAAAGUCCCCAGACGCGAAACACCAACGGUUUGCCGAGUCACCAGUUAACCUCCACGGCCGGGUCGCCAGUACAGCUGCCCCGUUCCUCAUUCUACGAUGUGCGUUGACGCUCAGAGCGUACAUUGCCGAUCAACCUCUCCGAGGAAAGAUGCCUCAGCCGUUGAGCCAACGAAAGGAGCUGUUGUGGAUUCUAAGAAAGUUGGUGGACAUGAAGAGUGAGAGCGGAGCUAUUCCCGAGUUGAGCGGCGUGGAGAGCGAAGGAAGAAAGCAUCUACUGAGGUUGUAUCCUCUGAUUGUGCGAGCAUCAGGUGUAACUGGCGAUGAGAAGGUGGGGAGGUUGCUGAGAGAAGCGCUGGAAGUUGUUGGGGAUGAGCUUGGUGUUUAGACAAAGCGAUGAUAAUGUGAAGACAUAGAAGGCGUUAGAGCAAUUCAUCCAGCAAUAUUUCAAUGAUUAUCUCGGAAUUAUUCG